Urocitellus parryii (Arctic ground squirrel) is the source of this 3396-nucleotide messenger RNA. The record is from RefSeq and is a predicted model, not a curated record. NCBI's taxonomy places the organism in Eukaryota, Metazoa, Chordata, Mammalia, Rodentia, Sciuridae.
AUGAUUGACAAUGGCCAUGGGGGAGAAAUGCAAGCCUACCAGUAUUGGCCUUUCUCCUCUUCAGACCUAUAAUACUGGAAAAAUAACAAUCCCCCUUUUUCCGAGGACCCCACCCGGCUCACAGGUCUGGUUGAGUCAUUUAUGUUUUCACACCAGCCUACUUGGGAUGACUGCCAACAACUCCUAGGCACUCUCUUCAUGACAGAGGAAUGAGAGAGAAUCCUCCUGGAAGCUAGAAAAAAUAUCCUCGGACCAGAUGGGCGACCGACCCAACUUCCCAACAUAAUUGAAGCCAACUUCCCCUUGAACCGACCCAACUGGGACCCCAACACUUUUGAAGGUAGGGAGCAUCUGUCCACUUUUCACUGGUCUCUAAUAGUGCCUGAUGAAUCUCCCUCUAUGUUUCUAGAAAGAAUUAUGGAGGCAUAUACGAGAUAUACUCCUUUCGAUCCUCAGGAAGAGGAUCAAAAGGCAUCCGUCACGAUGGCCUUUAUUGGGCAAGCUGCCCUGGAUAUUAAAAGAAAGUUACAACGCUUAGAUGGAUUACAAGAUAUGACUCUGAGAGAUUUAGUCAGAGAAGCYGAGAAGGUAUACUAUAAGAGAGAAACUGAGGAAGAAAGGGAGCAAAGGGAGGAUGAAAGAAGCAAAAGACAGACUGAGGCAUUGACUAAGGUCCUGGUCACAACAACAAAUAGGCCAGAAAUUAAGAAACAGGGAGACAGGAAGAGAUACCUGGGCCCACGCCAGAGGCCACCCCUGGCCUCAGAUCAAUGUGCCUAUUGUAAAGAAAAAGGACACUGGGCCAAAGAGUGCCCUAGAAAGAGACAGCCACGCCAGCCAGCCAUUCUGUCUCUGGAGGAUGACUAAGAAAGUCAGGGCUCAAAUCCCCUCCCUGAACUCAGGGUAACUUUUGAAGUGGAGGGGACCCCAGUAAACUUUGAAGUGGAUACAGGGGCAGUAUACUCAGCCCUUAAGGCCCCAUUGGGCCCUCUAUCAAAUAAAAGGUCUCUAGUUCAAAGGGCUAACGGCAGUAAAUAUCGGGCUUGGACAACUAAGAGGACCAUGGACCUGGGGAAAAGAAAAGUCCAUCACUCCUUCCUAGUGAUCCCAGAAUGCCUGGCCCCAUUGAUGGGCAGAAAUCUGCUCACCAAGCUCCAGGCCAGAAUAACUUUUAACCCUGAAGGCCCCCAAAUGGAAUUUCUAAAUCCUUCAGUAAAAACUCCUAUAGUCAUGGCUUUAACUAUAUCAGUAGAAGAUAAACAUCAACUCUUCCCCCCCCCCAAGACUGAUCAAACAGGCAAGCUACCCCAGAAAUGGAUAACAGAUUACCCAGAUGCCUCAGAAACUGCUAGGUUAGGCCUAGCAGUAAAACAACCUCAUACAGUGGAGUUAAAAACCUCAGCCUCCCCAAUUAAUGUCAAAGAAUAUCCUCUGAGCAAAGAAGCUAAAGAUGGGAUAAGGCCCCAUAUUCAGAAAUAUCUGGCCUUAGGGGUCCUAAGGCCCUGUCAGUCGGCCUGGAACACUCCCCUGCUACCAGUAAAAAAGCCAGGAACCGGGGACUAUGGCCCCAUUAAAGACCUAAGAGAGAUCAACAACAGAGUGCAGGACAUUCACCCCACAGUACCUAAUCCGUACAAUCUGCUUAGCACUCUGAACCCUGAGCGAAAAUGGUACACUGUUUUGGACUUAAAAGAUGCUUUCUUUUGCUUGCCUCUGCAUAAAGAUAGUCAGUUGCUGUUUGCUUUCUAGUGGGUAAACCCAGAAACCGGAACGUCUGGUMAACUAACUUGGACCAGACUCCCACAGGGGUUCAAAAACUCCCCCACUCUCUUUGAUGAAGCCCUCAGAGAUCUCAACAACUUCAGAACUACGCACCCCAAAAUCACCCUGCUUCAAUAUGUGGAUGACCUGCUACUGGCAGCCGACACCAAGGAAAACUGUGAGUCUGGGACCCAAGCACUAUUAUCCAAGCUUGCUCAACUCAGGUAUAAAGCUUCUGCCAAAAAGGCCCAAAUUUGCCAGCAAAUCUUCCUGGGCUAUUCCCUUAGGGGCAGUAAACGAUGGCUCACUGAGCCCAGAAAACAAACCGUUGUGCAGAUACCACCCUCAUCUAACAGGAGGGUGGAUGAAGAGGCUAAAUUGACAGCCUUAAACGGAGUAACCAUGUUAACACUUUCCACACCGGGGGAACAUAAGUCAGGAGAUUUAACUACAUCGGAGCACCCUGACAGCUUAAUAUCUAAGGACACUGACACUGAACUCCUCGACUUCACUGAGCCUAGCCUGCAAUUUCAGAAAGCCCUACACUACAUUAAAAAUGUACAUCAACUCACUCACCUUGGUUCAAAGAAACUGCAGGCAUUCCUGAAAGAUCAAGAACAGAGUUUUCCACUAACUGACUCUUAGCAAAAGGAAAUAGCUGAACGGGUAACAAAAGUCUGUCGGGUCUGUCAAUUGGUUAGUGCUUACCCUUCCAAGCUUCCUGCAGGAAAGCACCUACGAGGAACCAGACCAGGACAAUUCUGGGAAAUGGACUUUACUGAAAUUAAGCCAGCAAGGUAUGGACUUAAAUAUCUCCUAGUCUUUGUAGAUACAUUUUCAGGAUGGAUUAAAGCCUUCCCCACAAAAAAAGAAACAACGCAAAUGGUGGUCAAGAAGAUCCUGGAAGAUAUUUUUCCAAGAUACGGCCUGCCUAAGGUAAUAGGGUCUGAUAAUGGACCAGCGUUCAUGGCCCAGGUAAGUCAGGGGUUAGCCAGGACCCUGGGGAUUAAUUGGAAGUUACAUUGUGCUUAUAGACCCCAGAACUCAGGACAGGUAGAAAGAAUGAAUAGAACCAUUAAAGAGACCUUAACGAAAUUAAGCUUAGAGACCGGCAUAAAAGAUUGGACUAUGCUCCUGCCUUAUGCACUGUUUCGUGCAAAAAAAUACUCCGUUUCUUUGUGUAACCUCACCCCCUAUGAAAUUCUCUAUCGUGCCCCUCCUCCAGUAAGGGACCUAACCCCAACUCUAAGACCUAAGGAUUCCUUUCACACCCCCUUGCUUGACAGACUUAAAGCUCUUAAAAGAACCCAGAGAUACCCAUGAAAACAGCUGGCCACUGCCUACCAACCUGGGGACGAAAGGACUCCACACAGAUAUCAAGUGGGAAACUUCAUCUACAUAAGAUAACAUCAGGUGUCAUCCCUGGAACCCCGCUGGAAAGGACCAUACCAGGUGCUACUUAUAACACCUACAGCAGUAAAGGUAGACGGAAUCACUUCCUGGAUCCAUGCCUCUCAUCUCAAGCCUGCGCCGUGUCCAGACUCUGGCUGGAAACUGAAAAAGACUGGUAACCCUUUCAAAUUGCGUAUUCACCAUGUGUAUAGGGCUAUAGACUCUCCCCUUGACCACCGGUAG